CGUCGCUGGUGGAUGAUGCGGUUUGUUGGGGCCUGCUCUGUCUUUGUGUUUAUGUUCACUUCUCCGCGGUCGUUUCGUCUAAAAAUCCCCCGCCUGCUCUUUGAUAUGGACUGGCAAGCAUCCUGAAAAAUAUUCUGCUGAGCACAAAGGGGCAAAAAAAAUGAACAAAGGGUGGCUGGAACUGGAGAGUGAUCCAGGACUCUUCACUCUGCUGGUGGAAGAUUUUGGUGUCAAAGGUGUCCAAGUCGAGGAAAUUUAUGAUCUUCAGAGCAAGUGUCAAAGUCCCGUGUAUGGCUUCAUUUUCCUGUUCAAGUGGAUUGAAGAGCGUAGGUCCAGGAGGAAAGUCAAUACCUUGGUGGAUGAGACCUCUGUCAUUGAUGAAGAAAUUGUAAAUGACAUGUUUUUUGCUCACCAGCUCAUACCUAACUCAUGUGCCACCCAUGCUUUGCUCAGUGUCCUUCUGAACUGCGGCGGAGUUGAGCUUGGAAUCACCCUAAGUCGCAUUAAAGCUUUUACAAAAGGUUUUAGCCCAGAAAGCAAAGGUUAUGCAAUUGGAAAUGCCCCAGAGCUUGCCAGAGCACAUAACAGCCAUGCUAGACCGGAGCCCAGACACCUACCAGAGAAACAGAAUGGCAUAAGUGCGGUACGGACAAUGGAAGCUUUCCACUUUGUGAGCUAUGUGCCCAUCAAAGACCGCCUCUUUGAGCUUGAUGGACUCAAGGCUUACCCCAUUGACCACGGGCCCUGGGGUGAGGAUGAGGAGUGGACUGAUAAGGCUCGGCGGGUUAUUAUGGAGAGGAUUGGACUGGCCACUGCUGGUGAGCCGUACCAUGACAUCCGUUUCAACCUGAUGGCAGUGGUGCCUGACCGUAGGAUGAAGUACGAGUCCAAACUGGAAAUUCUAAAGAGGAAUCGACAGACUGUUCUCGAGGGUCUACAGAAGAUGAUCCGACUCACUCAGCCGGAACUUGUUCACGAUAAGAAGCAGCAGGACUCUUCCUCCCCGGAUGAAAACACCACCGCCAUCAAAAAGGAAGCAGAUUCAGGGCCAGGUACUUCUCAAGGGGCUUCCACAGAUUCGGUGGAUGAUUCAGGGGCUCAGUCCAAGGAGACUUCCAGCCCCUCAGGAAACCCUAAAGCCAUGGGCAAACCACCGGCGCCCACUGCAGGAGGUUCCCAGCAAGGGACCAAUCCCAACCCCAUUCAACGCCUGCCUGCUUUCCUCGACAACCACAACUACGCCAAAUCUCCAAUGCAGGAGGAGGAAGAUCUUGCAGCUGGUGUUGGUCGCUCCCGGAUAUCAGGUGCUCCACAGGCCCAAUAUUCAGAUGAUGAAGAUGACUAUGAUGAGGAAGAAGAGGAAGAAGUGAGUGGUUCUGCAAGCACAUCCAGCAGAUUUCGACGCAAGGCAAGUCUGCGCUCAAGAGCAGGUCGGAUUGGGACUGGAAUGGAGAGCCAGAUUGCCCUCAAUGUUUUGGCCGAGAAACUGAAGAAGGAGGCUCAAAGAAAAGACGCUCUGAAUACCCCUCUGUCUGUGCGCACCGAAGGUCGCACCGGUGGUAUUUGUAUCACAUCUGCUUCACAGCCGUCCCCGACGCCCAGCAACGAAAGCACAGACACAGCCUCCGAGAUCGGCAGCGCUUUCAACUCCCCCCUGCGUUCACCAGCACGCUCACAGGCUGCCACGCGCCCGUCCAGUCCCGUUGCAUCCCAUCUGUCCCGUGUGUUGUUUGGAGAAGAUGAGAUGUUGAGGCCAGACUCCAGACAUAACCGGGCGGUGAGAGAACUCGGCCCGUCUGUCAGUGUAGCGCUGCUGCACCUACAGGAGGAUGGAGUCAUCUAUGCUCUACCUUCAUCUGCAGAUUUGGCUGCUGACAGCACAAAGCGACCUUGCACACCUGAAAAAGUAAAAGUUAAGAAAGAAGCUGAUGAAAAAGAUGGCAUAAAAGAGGGAGAUGAAGGAUCAUCCUCAGAGGUGAAGAAAGAAGAUGAGAACAAAUCUAGACGAGAGGCGAAGCCUGGCAAAGAAAAACAAGAAUCUGGAGUGGACAGCAAGCCCCAUGGGGAUAAGUACUCACCGAAAGAGCUGCUCGCUCUGCUCAAGUGUGUAGAGGCCGACAUCGCAAAUUAUGAGGUGUAUCUCAAAGAGGAAGUAGAAAAGAGAAAGAAAUACAAAAUUGACGAUCAGAGGAGGACCCACAAUUAUGAUGAGUUUAUCUGCACGUUUAUAUCAAUGCUGGCCCAAGAAGGCAUGUUGGCCAGCCUUGUGGAACAAAACAUUUCUGUGCGUCGUCGACAAGGAGUGAGUAUUGGCCGCUUGCACAAACAGAGGAAGCCUGAUCGAAGGAAACGCUCCCGACCUUACAAAGCCAAACGCCAGUAAUUACAAACAAUCAUCCUGUCUGCGAGUAAUCUGUGAGCACCAAGCAAUCACUGCAGAAAAAAAGGAAUUGCACUCCUGAAACUCAUUCCUAGAGGCAGUGUAGUGUUUUGAUUUUAGUCAGAGCCUCUCCUGCUUCAUGAAGUGGACCAUGUAUUUGGCCUUUUAUUGUUUUAAUCUUGGUGUAAAUCUUCCUUUUGUGCCAUUGAUACAGGUUGUAAAUAUGAAAAAGGCAUGUCUGUUGAUACACGUGAAACCUUUUUAAUGAAAGGUCGUCUACAGUUUAGUCAUCUGAAAAAUAGUUUCCCAAAUAUGGACUUAUUUAAAAUGUUUCAAUUCCCUGAGUAAGCACUCUCAAGUCAGUAUUUCUUUAGUGCCUAGGUUACAUUGAAUGUUUUGAAAAAUACUGUUUUUUUUAUUUACCUGCAGAUUUUCAACUUCAGCAUAUUUGGGCAGGUUAUACCAUAUAAAUAUGGCCUUUUAAUUUCAUGAUGCUGUAUAAGGACAAUUUUAUUCCCGACAAAUCAAGCUGCGUCAUUGAACAACUUUUCAACGAAAGCUCUCUGCGUGUGUGCGCGUGUGCGUGUGUCUGUUGAGGUGUUGUGAAUGUAAAAACAAGCAUUUGUGUUAUAUUUGUACCUGGUAUGGAUCAUUGAGUGAGUUAAUAUUGAGCUGUAUGUUUGCAGCUGCGUGUCUUUGUAUAUAUUUUGCUGUUUUUUGGCUCACCUGUACACUGAGUUCAGUUGUUCGCUGUGCUUGCCAAUUCAUUCUGAAAUAAAUUUGUGAAAAU
Molecule: messenger RNA, 3170 nt
Organism: Cololabis saira (Pacific saury)
Lineage: Eukaryota; Metazoa; Chordata; Actinopteri; Beloniformes; Belonidae
Gene: bap1
Product: BRCA1 associated protein-1 (ubiquitin carboxy-terminal hydrolase)
Exons: 17
Coding region: 161-2383 (740 amino acids)
Biological process (GO): protein deubiquitination; ubiquitin-dependent protein catabolic process
Cellular component (GO): cytoplasm
Molecular function (GO): cysteine-type deubiquitinase activity
Source: RefSeq, a predicted model, not a curated record